GGUAGGCAGAGGUGCACAUUAUGCCACUGAACAAUGUAACAUCCACUUUUAACUAUUUAUGUUACGAGUCCUAUGUAACAGGCCUAUUGCCAGGGCCGGAUUUAGGAGGGGGGCAACCGGGGCGAAAGCCCCGGGGCCUCCACAAGCAGGGGGCCUCCACAAUAGAGAUCGAGCGUCCUCGAUCGUUUUCGAGCGUCCUCGAUCGUUUUCGAGCAUCCUCGAUUGUUUUCGAGCGUCCUCGAAAUCUAUCGAGAGUCCUCGAUCGUUUUCGAGCAUCCUCGAUUGAUUUCGAGCGUCCUCGAAAUCUAUCGGGCGUCCUCGAAAUCUAUCGAGAGUCCUCGAUCGUUUUCGAGCGUCCUCGAAAUCUAUCGAGCGUCCUCGAAAUCUAUCGGGCGUCCUCGAAAUCUAUCGAGAGUCCUCGAUCGUUUUCGAGCGUCCUCGAAAUCUAUCGGGCGUCCUCGAAAUCAAUCGAGCGUCCUCGAAAUCUUUCGAGCGUCCUCGAAAUCUUUCGAGCGUCCUCGAAAUUAAUCGAGCGUCCUCGAUUGUUUUCGAGCGUCCUCGAAAUCUAUCAAGAGUUCUCGAUCGUUUUCGAGCGUCCUCGAUCGUUUUCGAGCGUCCUCGAUCGUUUUCGAGCAUCCUCGAUUGUUUUCGAGCAUCCUCGAUUGUUUUCGAGCGUCCUCGAAAUCUAUCGAGCGUCCUCGAAAUCUAUCGAGAGUCCUCGAUCGUUUUCGAGCGUCCUCGAAAUCUAUCAAGAGUUCUCGAUCGUUUUCGAGCGUCCUCGACCGUUUUCGAGCGUCCUCGAUCGUUUUCGAGCGUCCUCGAUCGUUUUCGAGCAUCCUCGAUUGUUUUCGAGCGUCCUCGAAAUCUAUCGAGAGUUCUCGAUCGUUUUCGAGCGUCCUCGAUCGUUUUCGAGCGUCCUCGAUUGUUUUCGAGCGUCCUCGAAAUCUAUCGAGAGUCCUCGAUCGUUUUCGAGCGUCCUCGAAAUCUAUCGGGCGUCCUCGAAAUCUAUCGAGCGUCCUCGAAAUCAAUCGAGCGUCCUCGAUCGUUUUCUAGCGUCCUCCAUUGUUUUCGAGCGUUCUCGAAAUCUAUCGAGAGUCCUCGAUCGUUUUCGAGCGUCCUCGAUUGUUUUCGAGCGUCCUCGAAAUCUAUCGAGAGUCCUCGAUCGUUUUCGAGCGUCCUCGAAAUCUAUCGGGCGUCCUCGAAAUCUAUCGAGCGUCCUCGAAAUCAAUCGAGCGUCCUCGAUUGUUUUCGAGCGUCCUCGAAAUCUAUCGAGAGUCCUCGAUCGUUUUCGAGCGUCCUCGAAAUCUAUCGGGCGUCCUCGAAAUCUAUCGAGCGUCCUCGAUUGUUUUCGAGCGUCCUCGAAAUCUAUCGAGAGUUCUCGAUCGUUUUCGAGCGUCCUCGAAAUCAAGCGAGCGUCCUCGAUCUUAAUCUGGAAAAUAAUUUGGGGCAAGGGGGCCUCCACUCCUUUGUUGCCCCGAGGCCUCUGGACCCCUAAAUCCGGCCCUGGCCAAAUGUUAGCAUCUCUGGAGGUACGACGUCCUAAAGUUAUUUCAAUCUAA
Molecule: messenger RNA, 1559 nt
Organism: Spodoptera littoralis (African cotton leafworm)
Lineage: Eukaryota; Metazoa; Arthropoda; Insecta; Lepidoptera; Noctuidae
Source: the annotation of a GenBank genome assembly